UUUAAGCUGAAUAGUGGGGCUUGUGAGAUGGACCCUAUUCAGAAAGCUGUAAUAAACCAUACAUUCGGGGUUCCUCUUCCUCAUCGGAAAAAGCAAAUCAUCUCAUGCAACAUUUGCCAGUUGAGAUUUAAUUCAGAUAGCCAGGCUGCGGCCCACUACAAAGGCACGAAACAUGCCAAGAAGCUCAAAGCACUGGAAGCUAUGAAAAAUAAGCAGAAAUCUGUCACUGCCAAGGACAGCGCAAAGACUACCUUCACCUCCAUCACUACCAAUCCCAUCACCACCAGCUCUGACAAAACAGACAGUACCACAGGGACACAAGGACUACCAAGAAGUGUCGAAAUGCACAAGAGCAGUGCAGUGACAACUGAGAUCACCUCUAAAGUGGAAAAAAGGCCCACGGCAGCAGCAGCCACGGGCACCAAUUCAAGUUCUUCCACAGAGACCGAGGAAGAAAAGGCGAAGAGGCUGCUUUACUGCUCCCUGUGCAAGGUGGCUGUGAACUCUGCCUCUCAGCUGGAGGCUCACAAUAGUGGUACUAAGCACAAAACCAUGCUAGAAGCCCGCAAUGGAAGUGGAACUAUCAAGGCCUUUCCUCGGGCAGGAAUGAAGGGCAAAGGACCUGUUAAUAAGGGAAACACAGGCCUCCAAAACAAAACAUUUCACUGUGAAAUAUGUGAUGUGCAUGUCAACUCAGAAACACAACUCAAACAGCACAUUAGCAGUAGAAGGCACAAAGACAGAGCCGCUGGAAAGCCCCCCAAACCUAAGUACAGCCCCUACAACAAACUGCAGAAGGCAGCACAUCCACUGGGGGUAAAAUUGGUAUUUUCUAAAGAACCUUCAAAGCCACUGGCUCCCAGAAUUCUCCCAAACCCACUGGCAGCGGCAGCAGCCGCAGCUGCUGUGGCGGUGAAUUCCCCCUUCAGUCUUCGAACUACUCCAGCAGCCACCCUCUUCCAGACUUCUGCACUUCCUCCAGCCCUUCUGAGGCCAGCUCCUGGACCCAUUCGGACGACCCACACUCCUGUGCUCUUUGCUCCUUACUGAAUUCUAAACAGGAGGUGUUGUACUGCAAUAAUUUUUAAAACAACAAAAUGAAACUAAAAUCAAACAAAAGAGAACUAUGCAGCGUUUAUUUAUAGUUUAAAGUGUAUCUGAAGAGCCAGGACUUUUGAUAGUAAAAUGAAAAGAUUAUUAAAAAAAAAAAAAAAGAAAAGAAAAAAGUGGGGGAGGGGAUUGGGCUAGGGGGAGGGGAAGGGAGAUGUGGCAUUUUUUUUCCAAAUUAAAGCAUUCUUCUUCAACAUUGAGUGUUUUAGAAGUUAUCACCAAUACUGCCUCUUAGUGGUAUCUAGAGCUUCCAGAGUCUUUGUGACUGUGCUUUUUUGGGCACCUGUUUCCCCUGCAUUGUCUUUUCUGCUUUCUGAAAAAAUUAUACAUUGUUUAAGGGCAUUAACUGGUUCUAAUGUAUAUAUAAUAUAUAUAAUAAUUUACUCUGUAGAUUAUAAUGUAUAUAUAUAUGUAUGUGUACAUAUAUAUAUAUAUUUAAAAAGCAACAAAAACAAAAGCAACACUGUGAAUAGUAGUGCCCUUGCUGGUCUUCUGGCUAUGACAGCAGUUACUGGAUAUGUAUCCAAACAAAAGUAGAUACAGUAGAUGUCUUGUCAAACAAUAGUGCUGUGUCUCAAUCUAUGCCAUUAGUUUAUAAAGAAUUGCAAAAGGUAGAAUGAGCUGCUAUUUUAUACUGAAAAUCAGUAAAAAAUAAACAAAACAAAAGAACAAAAACCCCAACAGAUGGUACACUGGAAUCCUCUAUGGUCAGAGACCGCAUUCUGUAUGCUUAGAGGUGGGGCAAGACCAAGAAAGACACUUCAUCAUCAAGUAUUAGAUUGCCACUUGCAAUAAGCAUUGCAGGAGAAAGUGAAGUGUUCUCAAUGUCAAUGUCUCUGAAAAACCAUGUGUUAUGGGCAAGGAGUAAGAAAUAAGUAGAACUGUUUUAUUCUAAACAUAAGGAGCCCUCAGAAUCUCAGAUAAGGGUGUAAAAUGAACACAGAUUGACAAAAGCUUGUCAUCUGCCUGUAACCCUUUGUGUCAUGCCAGUAGAACCAUAGCAAAGUGUUUUUGCUUUAAGUAUGAAUGUAUGAAGACAGACGUAAGCAUGAGCUAUGGCUGUGUUUAUCCUUAUUUUUUCCUUCUGACAUGACAUACUUGAGUUCAUUACACACCAGUGAUAUGGCGUUAGCAAAGUGUAUUAGCAAGGUCCCCUAGACCAUCAUUUCUCUAGUGGCAUUGUGAAAUAAGAACUGCCUUUGAUAUUUAUCACAGAGCUGAAAGAAACAAAUGUUUUAUCUUUCAAAGAAAUGUAUCAGGGGAAUAUAUAUAUAUAUAUAUAUAUAUGAUGUAUGUUAUAUAUAUAUAUAUGAAUGUAUGUAUGUAUAUUGUAUAUAUGUUAGAAAGAUUAAGAAAUUAAAUUAUAAAAAGAAAAUCUAUAUGAGAUGAUUCUAUAGCUACUCAGUGUUACAUGUUAUCAUUAAAUUGAUAACAAAUGGCAUGAAAUAGCUGUGCCUUUAAUUUGUGAUAAAGGCACUAUGCUUUUUCCCAUAGAAAGCUAGCUUGCCCCUUUGGAUAUUGUGGGGCUUGAUGCACACAGGUUAUUGCAUCCAGGAAUGAUAACCUUCAACAAGAGAACAAGAAGAAAACAUAUACACAUCAGCCUUCUGUGACUUAGGAUUAAAAAUAAAAAUUAUUUUUGAAAAGGUUUUAUAAAUACCGUUUAAAACUAUAGGGAAUGACUGAGUGUGGCCUUCCUGAAAUUGCUUUUAUUUCAAUUGUAGGAAUCCUUCAGAGAGGAAUAAAGAAUUAAGGAGUCCCUGGAGGGAAAGGUGUUUAGUACUUGUCAUUUAUAUGUGAAGAAUAUGCAUAGUGUGCUUGGUUCUGACUGUUAAUUGUGGUCUUUAGAGGACUUUUCCAGUGUCUAGUUGUAGACUUUGUCAUGUAAGUAUAUCUUUAAAGCUACAGGCUAUACAUAUCUGUUACAUAACAAAUAACCAAAACAACAUUUAAAAAAGGAAAGAAAAAGAAAGAUUGUAAAGAAAAUAAUCAAAAUUGAAAGGAAAGCGAAAUAAGAAAAUAUAAUCAUUCAUUUAGUCUUUUGGUACAAAGAUCUUUUAGACAUAUUGCUAUUGUACAUGAUGAUUUCUCAUUUACAAUCUCUGCAAACACUGCCAAUUGUUUUCAGCAAGUUUUUCACUUAUUUAUUUAUUUAUUUAUUUAUUUAUUCAUGUUUUGCCUAUGAAUGGGGCUAGUUCAGACUAGUGGUCUUAGUUAUCCAGAGUUUGUUACCAUGUGACCAGCAGCAUCUACUUGUGUUGGAUUUUAAUUUUUUUAUUUGAUUGUUCACUGUAUGUAUUCUGCAUCUCAGCCCUUACACCUGACAAUGCUACCUGUGCUUUCUUCCACUGAAAUCUCCUUAUAACCUGCUUCUGUUUUCCCUCCCCAUGCUAACAAAAUAAAGGAAGCAGUUGGCGACAAGUCAGGGCCUGUGGGUCACAUAAAGUCCUGGGUCACAAAGCGUUAAUAACUUUAAUGCUUUGCUGUGAACAAACAAAUCAGCCAUAUUUUCUUCAUCAGCCAUAUGAGAAGACUCAGAAAUACCUGGACCCCGUCUGCCUCACUUCGCAACAGAAACACUUUUGUUUAAAUGGUAGCUUAAAUUGGAGUUUUAAGAGUCAGUUGUCUCUUAUUCACUACCUAAUAAAGGAUGAAGCCUAACCAUUGGA
This is a messenger RNA of Mastomys coucha (southern multimammate mouse), 3779 nucleotides long. RefSeq names its product zinc finger protein 385D. Gene Ontology annotation, molecular function: nucleic acid binding; zinc ion binding. The record is from RefSeq and is a predicted model, not a curated record. NCBI's taxonomy places the organism in Eukaryota, Metazoa, Chordata, Mammalia, Rodentia, Muridae. The transcript has 7 exons. Gene Ontology annotation, cellular component: nucleus. Bases 28 to 1050 code for a protein of 340 amino acids.